CAAGGAAAUUUUGUAUAUAGGUUUUGAAUAUAACUUCAAAAGAAAUAUUGAGAUCUCCAAAAAAAUAAAGCAAAGGAAUGGAUUCGCUGAGAAUGGUUUGCUCGUGGUGAAGGACAAAGAAGAAGAUGGUUUUUUCUUAGAGAUGAGGAGGCUCGCAUACGUCGCUGGUCCAAUGGUUGCAGUAAACUCUUCUGCCUAUUUUCUUCAAGUGAUAUCGAUAAUGAUGGUUGGUCAUCUCGGUGAGCUUUUCCUCUCAAGCACCGCCAUUGCAGUUUCUUUCUGCAGCGUCACCGGUUUCAGCCUCGUGUUCGGUUUAGCUAGUGGGUUGGAGACUUUAUGUGGUCAAGCAAAUGGAGCUAAGCAAUUCGAGAAGCUUGGAGUUCAUACUUACACAUGGAUUUUUUCGUUGUUACUUGUGUGUAUUCCUUUGUCUGUUCUAUGGAGUUUCAUGGGUGAUAUACUCUUACUUGUUGGGCAAGAUCCUCUGGUUUCUCAGAAAGCAGGGAAGUUUGCAACUUGGCUCAUACCAGUUCUCUUUGCUUACGCCAUACUGCAGCCGUUAGUUCAGUUUUUUCAAGCGCAGAGUCUGAUUCUUCCUUUAGUUGUGAGCUCAGUCUCUGCUAUAUGUUGCCACCUCGUCCUUUGCUGGAGCUUGAUCUUUAAGUUUGGGCUUGGGAGACUCGGUGCCGCUAUUUCGAUCAGCGUUUCUUACUGUUUAAACGCGACUGUGCUUGGAUUGUACAUGGUGUUUUCUUCCAAAUGUAGCAAGAGCCGUGCAACUAUCUCCAUGAUCAGUGUGUUUAAAGGAAUGAGAGAGUUUUCCGGUUUGGAAUCCCAUCUGCAUCUAUGAUUUGCUUCGAGUGGUGGUCAUUCGAAUUUCUUGUCAUUCUUUCUGGGAUUUUACCAAAUCCAAAGCUAGAAACCUCUGUUCUCUCGGUGUGUCUAACAACAAUCUGCUCGUUUUACAAAGUACCCGAGAGUCUAGGCGCAGCAGUGAGUACAAGAGUUGCGAACGAAUUAGGAGCUGGAAACCCGAAACAAGCAAGAAUGGCCGUCUACACAGUGAUGGUUAUGACAUUUGUAGAAUCAAUAAUGGUGAGUGCAACAAUCUUUGCUGCAAGAAACGUGUUUGGUUGCCUGUUCACCUCUGAAACCGAAGUUGUGGAUUACGUUCGAUCAAUUGCUCCACUGGUGUCUUUAUCCGUCAUAUUCGAUCCCUUUCAUGCUGUCCUCCCGGGCGCUAGGCCCAACCCGACCGCCCGACUAGCGUCUAGCGCGUUCCCGAACAGGGGUCUUAUCACUACCCUCACCAACUGGCAACAACAGGCUAGAAAGGCGAGAGAGAGAUUGAUGGGUGAUGAGUUUGAAGAACACUAUAAUGAAGAACAUUCAGAGAUGAUAAGCUAAUUUGAAAGACUUCAAUCAUUUCUCCAUUUAGUGUUGUGCUAUUAAUGGUGCAAGAGGGAAUUGAGCAUCAAUAAAUGUUAUCCUAUCCAUCUUCAUUCGUCAUCUGGUCAUACCCAUCUCAAAACAAUACAUUUUGGGGCAAUUUUAUUAAAUAGCACUAAAACAUGUUUAUGUUCCAAAUCAUCAUUUAAGAUCAAAAGUGCCAAAUUAGCUCAUUAAUGUGUAAAAAAAAUUAUAUAUAUUUAUUUAACAUUUUACUUAAUUAUUUAUUGAAUAUAUAAAAUUAAUAAAUAACCAAAACUUGAAAAUCCGUUAUAGCUAGUAUAGGUUUCAAGCGGAGUCAGUAAUUUAUUGAGUUGUUUCUGACCAUAUAUAGACUUGUCGUGUUCUGAAGAGCUUAUGUUUAUGCGAAACAAUAUCCCGUCAUAAAGAUUCCUUUCCCUUACAUAGAGACUCGUUUCUCCUUUUGAUGUUUUUAGCAAAAUCAUUAUCGUUGCAAGGAAAGAAGUGAUGAGUUAAUCUAAUCUAUGAGACUAUGAUAUAUUGGUUGGUGCCGGAAUGAUUUCGAAGAAGCAGAUAUGAUAAGGAGUAAGUCUAUCAUGUUUGAGUUUGAUAAAUGUUUGUUGUGGCCUAAGGCUGAUUAAGGUAACUUCUUGGAGAAGAUGAUCUACUUUACAUUCAUACUGGUUUUAGAAUGUCGUUUAGCCGUCAGACGCGUUUUGGACCAUCACUAGCUUUUAGACGAGUUGUAUAUCAUCGUUAACUAUUAGUAUCGUCGUCAGCUUUAAAACGAUUUUUAGUCUCCAGCCUCUGUUACUUGUCCGUAUCACUAGUGGUAUAGGAAGUUUCCUAUUUUAUUCUUUUGUCUCCCAAUCAUAGAUUCUUUCAGUAUCUUGUUGAUCGGUUUUGAUUGCUUUUCUUGAUCUCAUUUUGCGCUUUGUUGAGCCUUUCGAUUUUGAUCGUUAUUCGAAUAGAUUUUCAAGACAGGCUCUUACAGACUUAAAGUGGGUUAUGAGCGUGCAAGUUCGUGCAGACUUAGUAAGCCAUAAGGAAGAGAUGUGACGAGCUGGUAUGUAGUUGGUAAUUAAUGUGUUGUGUUUUUGAUACUUUAAAACUCGUUUUUGAACAGAGAAUGAUUAGGGCUUUAAAAUAUUUGGUUUUCAUGAGGCAUGGGAGCGCUUCAAAAAGUAUACGCUGGACUGCCGUCACCAUGGUUACAGUGAUCUGAACUUGCUGAACAUCUUCUACAAUGGGGGCAAUGAGAACCAUCAGAAUGCCAUAGACACUGCUAGUAAUGGCGAUUUUAUGACCAGACAUUGGAUGAAGCUUAUACCUUGAUUGACAACCUUUCUAUAGAAUCACAAGUAAUAAGAAGUCCUCUUAUUCAA
Molecule: messenger RNA, 2795 nt
Organism: Brassica napus (rape)
Lineage: Eukaryota; Viridiplantae; Streptophyta; Magnoliopsida; Brassicales; Brassicaceae
Product: protein DETOXIFICATION 14-like
Exons: 7
Coding region: 847-1407 (186 amino acids)
Biological process (GO): transmembrane transport
Cellular component (GO): membrane
Molecular function (GO): xenobiotic transmembrane transporter activity; antiporter activity
Source: RefSeq, a predicted model, not a curated record